Molecule: messenger RNA, 2076 nt
Organism: Ochlerotatus camptorhynchus
Lineage: Eukaryota; Metazoa; Arthropoda; Insecta; Diptera; Culicidae
Product: juvenile hormone esterase-like
Exons: 5
Coding region: 66-1796 (576 amino acids)
Molecular function (GO): serine hydrolase activity
Source: RefSeq, a predicted model, not a curated record
UCGAAGCAGGUGAUAAGAAAACACAUUGUCUAACCAAAACGGUCGUCUACAGAAGUGCAAUCUAAAUGAGUUCAUCACUUGAAUAUAUCGCUGCACUUAUGCGACUUGUAAUUUAUUUUAUUAUAUUCAAUAUUAAAAACGUAAUCAUUCGGUUCUGGCCAUACAUUGAGCGACCAUCAGUGAAACUAAAGCAAGGUACAGUGCAAGGUGUAACAUCGAAACUUCCCAACGGAAAAUGCUAUCAUUACUUCAAAAGCAUUCCCUACGCAAAACCACCAGUUGGAAAUCUAAGAUUCCGGCCACCGGUUCCAUUGGAUAAAUUUAACAGUUCACCGAUCAAUUGUAGCUCCGAUAAAGGGUUCGCUGUUCAAGAUUUCAUUAUAUCUCAAUGGCCAAUCUUCGGUUCAGAAGAUAUAUUGUAUUUGAAUGUGUUUACACCUGGUUUACCGACUCUGACAUCGACCAGCUAUCCAGUAAUGGUUUAUAUCCACGGAGGAGGCUUCCGAUACGGAACGGCCAGUACCUUUAUAUACGACCCGAAGCACCUUGUCCUGGAAGGUGUCAUUGUAGUGACAGUUUACUAUCGCUUAGGACCAUUGGGUUUUCUAUGCUUGCCCAAUGCUGGUAUCAGUGGAAACGCCGGAUUGAAGGAUCAACUCCUUGCACUUCGAUGGGUGAAAGAAAAUAUUUGUCAUUUCGGCGGCGAUGCGGAUAAUGUUACUCUAUUUGGAGAAAGCGCCGGUGCUUGGUCGAGCUAUUUGCAUUACCUAUCACCUAACUCGAGAAAAUAUUUUCACCGUGUGAUUUGUCAAAGUGGAGAUUCUUGCUCCAAGGCCAUGAUUCAAACCGAACCAGAAACCAAAGCAAGGACAUUGGCUCGAGUUCUGGGAUGUGAAUCUAGAAACGAUAGCGAAAUACUAGACUUUCUCACCAAGUACUCGGCCCGUGCAAUCGUAAGUCACCAAGAUGAUGUCGUCGGACCGCAUGAAGAAGGCCUCUUUCGGCGAUUUGUAUUCAGACCGGUAAUAGAGCAACAACUGACUAACGAGAGCAUAAUCACAAAAGCUCCAGAAGAGCUUCUCAAAGAAUUUGACACUCUCCGAAUGCCCAUUAUAACGGGUUGUACCACAGCAGAAGGAACUCUUGCACUAGAAUUGAAUAAGCGGCGACUGCAUGAAUGCAACAAUCACCCAGAAUGGCUUGCGCCACUUUUCUUGAACUAUGCUGAACAGUCUGAGCGUGAAUCUGUUGGAAAAAAGGUUAAACAGUUCUAUCUGGGUGAUAAAGAUAUUGGAUGGAGCUCAAUAAAUGACGCAUGUAAAUUAAUGUCAGAUGUCACAUUCAUUGGAAGCACUCUCCUCAGUGCACAACUGAUAUCGAAAUAUCAACCGAAUGUAACGCAUUACCACUAUAGAUUUGCUUAUCGGGGUCGAUUCGAUUACAUUGGGAAAUGCAUGAAUUUACGUCAAACUGAAGGGGCCAGUCAUGCAGAUGACAUCUUAUAUAUGUUCAGUUCGUUAUUGCUACCUACCUUGAGAGACGAAAGCGAUGAGUACACUAUACGUGAUGUCUACAUAAAGCUGUUCACAAAUUUUGCAAAGUUUUCAAACCCCACCCCAAACGAAAGCCUUCUGGGAUUCAAGUGGACUUCAGUGAAAUCGGUAUCGAAAACAUCAAAGAUGUUUGUUUUGAGCUGCUUGGAAAUAAAUCAAUCGCUGCAAAUGGUCCACAACCCCAAUCAAAAAAGAUUGGAGUUCAUGAAGAAUUUGAUAAUGGAAUAUAAUGAUAAUCUGUAAGCAGUUUUGACAUGACUGUAGAUUAUUUAAUUUAUGUUUGGUAAAAGUCCUAAAAAAUAAAACCUCUUAAUAUUAAAUACAAUAAUCUAGAAUCGUCCUAUCUAAUUUGCUCUAUGAACCUGCACGAGCUCAGCUAACAAAUUAUUCAACAGCAUUCACAAUAAAUUUUGAAAUUUAACAAAACAGAACUGGAACAAAUCACAACGAACAGUACCGCAGAUUACCACAAGUGUAUGUUUGAAUAAAUAAUCAAAAUAUAAGCCAACCCAUUCUAAAGCUC